UGUUGUUACGUUUACAUCGAAGUCGUAUCCGGUUAGUAAGACCGCUAGCCUUUCGGCGAAACAGCAAUUUACGGCGAUGUUAUUAAUUAUAUAACCUAAAGGACAGAAAAGUUGGUCCAGUCAGGUAUUCUGUUCAGCUAUGGAGACAGUUGUUUUCGACUUGUUUUGUAUUCCUGGUUUGCCCGUUGUCACUAACCGGGCUAGUUAGCAUAGUUGGCUAAUUAAGCCCUGACAAGUGCUUGGGUGCUUGUCUAACUAGCUGACGAAAGAGAUCCGUCAGGAGGAGGAAAUGAUUAACUAUUUUCUAAAAAGGCUUAGAAAGUGACAUCGGUGGGUAGUACAUAUAGAAGGUUCUGUUUAGUAGUUAUUUUAUUUUUAUUUCUUAUAAAAAUUGGCUGUUUGAUGUAAGUAAAGAAAAUGACCAAGAAAAACAAGAUAUGGACACUUAGCGAUGUAUAUUGUGUUGAUAGUAAGUCGUAAUCAUGUACGUUGGCUUUGAAAAGACGAGCUCCCCGAUCCUUGAAAACGAUAUCUUGAAUACAAUUUUGUGAUUUACAUAUUCAGAUUAAUUUGACUCAGCGGGCCUGCUUGAGGGCAGUAAGUGUUUUGCAUGUCAACUUGCCGCAUGGGAUCAGGUGCUAGCCAGGAAAGGUAAACAGGUGUGAAACGCUGACGUGAUCACAAUACGUGGAACAGUUAGCACUUUAUCUAAUACUUUGAACAUCUCUGCCAGGUACUGUUAGCUAUCUGGUUGCUUGAAGCAACAACAUUCCUUCAAACUAUUUGGUUGCACUUUUAGCUGUGUGGGCACACAAGAGGAUAAGUCACUUUUUGACACCGUCUUGUUUCAGCGGAAGACAGGUUGCGUGUUGGACAACAAACUUAACAAAUUAUAGAUCAUUAGCUAGUGCCUACUGGCCAAAGCCAUAACAGUGAUUAAAAAUGAUCUCAGAGGUAUAGAUAGUAGGAAUGGUGUCUGUUCAUGUUUGCUUGGCUUUUUUGCAAGUCUGAGCUGUUUUGUUAGGGCAGUGGGAACAUCUGCAGUGACGGACUGGAAGCUGAACUGUAGUUGUAUGUACGUUGCUGCGAUCUUUCCCAAAAACCCACAAUGCCUCCAGUCUUUUACUCAUUAUUGCUGUUUGGAGCUUUAUGCAGCCUUGGACAGGCCAUGUCCCGGGAGGAGAAGAACAGGUUGAGGAACCAAGUGGUUGAGAUGUUUGACCAUGCCUAUCAGAAUUAUAUGGACCAUGCAUAUCCAGCAGAUGAGCUGAUGCCUCUCACGUGUAGAGGGAGAGUGCGUGGACUAGAACCCAGUCGAGGAGACGUUGACGAUGCUCUUGGAAAGUUUUCUCUGACCCUCAUUGACACCCUUGACACUUUGGUGCUUUUAAAUAAGACGACAGAGUUUGAGGCUGCAGUGAGGAGAGUCCUGUCAGAUGUGCGGCUGGACAAUGACAUUGUGGUGUCGGUCUUUGAAACCAACAUUCGAGUCCUUGGAGGUUUGCUGGGAGGUCACUCCAUGGCUGUGAUGCUGAAGGACGGAGGGCAGCAUAUGCAGUGGUACCAGGAUGAGCUUCUACACAUGGCUAAAGACAUCGGGCUCCGACUUCUGCCAGCCUUUAACACCAGCAGUGGCCUGCCGUAUCCCAGGGUAAACUUGAAAUAUGGUGUCAGGGGUCCUGAGACUCGAACAGGCACAGAAACAGACACCUGUACAGCAUGUGCAGGAACCAUCAUCCUGGAGUUUGCUGCGUUAAGUCGCUUUACUGGGGACCCUGUGUUUGAGGACCAUGCCCGUAGAGCCAUGGACUUUCUGUGGGAGAAACGGCAGAGAAACAGCAAUCUGGUGGGAACCACCAUCAACAUUCACUCAGGAGAGUGGGUCAGAAGAGAUAGUGGAGUUGGAGCUGGAAUUGACUCGUACUAUGAAUACCUGCUAAAGGCUUAUAUCCUCUUGGGAGAUGACCUGUUUCUGCAGCGGUUCAAUAUUCACUAUGCAUCGAUAAUGAAAUAUAUUAGCCAGCCUCCUUUGCUGCUGGAUGUCCACAUCCACAAACCUCUGCUUCCUGCUCGCACCUGGAUGGAUUCUCUCCUGGCUUUCUUUCCUGGUCUCCAGGUUUUGAAAGGAGAUAUCCGUCCUGCAAUUGAGACUCAUGAGAUGUUGUACCAAGUUACUAAAAAGCACAACUUUCUCCCAGAGGCCUUCACUACUGAUUUCAGGGUACACUGGGCUCAACAUCCCCUGAGGCCUGAGUUUGCAGAGAGCACCUAUUUCCUUUAUAAGGCCACAGGAGACCCAUACUACCUGGAAGCAGGUCGCAGCAUCAUGGAGAACCUCAAUCGCUUUGCUCGUGUCCCCUGCGGCUUUGCUGCCAUGAAAGACGUACGCACAGGGAGCCACGAGGAUCGAAUGGACUCCUUCUUCCUUGCUGAGAUGUUUAAAUAUCUCUUCCUGCUGUUUGCUGAGGCUGACGAGCUUUCUUUUGAUGUGGAAGACUACGUCUUCACGACUGAGGCACACCUGCUGCCUCUGUCUCUUUCCACAGUCCCCCUCUCCUUGUCCUCUUCUUCAAACAAAACAUCUGAGGAGGAGCUGGACGACUCCAACUUUGACUGGACGUGUCCUAACACUCGCCUCCUGUUCCCUGACCCUGCCUUCCCUCGUAACCUGAGAGAACCAAUUCGUAGUGCGGUUGACAAGAGUUGUCCACGUCCCAUUCCUUACAGGGAACCUGGUAUGGGUCAUCCUCCUCUAAGAGCUCAAGAUUUUAUGGCAAACAACCCUGAACAUCUGGAGCUGCUCAGGAGGAUGGGAGUCAGUCUCAUCCACCUAAAAGAUGGUAGAGUGCAGCUGGUCCAGCAUGCUACACAGGCAGUGAGCGCGGUGGCGGCAGAGGAUGGCGUGCGUUUCAUGCAGGAGAUGAUGGAGCUGUCCAGCCAGCAGCAGAAAGAGCAGCUGCCUCCCAGAGCCAUUCAGAUCGUCUCACAUCCAUUCUUUGGCAGGGUUGUGCUGACUGCAGGCCCGGCACAGUUUGGUACAGACCUGUCCAAAAGUUCCACAGGGGUACGAGGCUUUGUGACUGUGGCUGAACCUUACAGCGGCUGCAGUGAGAUCACCAAUGCUGAGUACGUUCAGGGCCACAUCGCUCUGCUCCAGAGGGGUCAGUGUAUGUUUGCAGAGAAGGCCAGGCACAUCCAGAAGGCUGGCGCCAUCGGCGGCAUAGUCAUCGAUGAUAAUGAGGGCAGCAGCAGCGACACGGCUCCUCUGUUUCAGAUGGCCGGAGAUGGCCGCAACACGGACGACAUCACCUUGCCACUCCUCUUCCUCUUCCACAAAGAGGGCAACAUCCUGUUGGAGUCGUUGAAAGAGUACAGAGAGGUGGAGGUGCUGCUGAGCGACAAAGCCAGAGACAGAGCAGCCAUAUUCAAAGGUAAACCUCUUCCAGGAAGCCUAAUUGAGGGCAGUGUGAAUGCGCAAGAAGCGGAGGAGGACUGUCAAACUGAAGCAACGACUCCCACUUCAUUCGAACCUGUCAGCCAGUCGCAGAUGAGCACGGUGGAGCUGGAUGAAUCGGCUCCUAAGGAAGUUUCUCCUGCACAGGAGGAAGUCAGUCCUGUAGAUGAGGACACUAGUCCUGCAGAGGAUGUUAGUCCGCUACAAGAGGAAGAUAGUCCCAAAGAGCUAAAGCCUGAUUUGGUUCAGCCUAAAGAGAAGAGAGACUCUGAGAAGACGAAGGAGCCUGAAGGCAACACAGACUCAAGCAGCCAGUCAGUGGAUGAGCUGCUGGCUGAUUGGCGGGAAGACUUGGAGGCAUUCCAGCAGAUGGAGAAGGAUGAGCUCUGACAUUAGUGAGACACUUCAUGCCCGGUGACUGUGGGUUUACCACAUCUUGGGGAGGGAUCUAGAGGAGGUGUAUCUUCACAUCACCAGUCUCCAUCUGAUGAACUCUGAGGAAGCAAUCGUGGUCUCUUCUCUUGUCCUCUGUGACAGGUAUCACUUGCAAAGGCAGCCUGCAUAUUUUAUCUCUGGACCAUAAGGGAGUCCUUCUUUGGUAGAUGAUGGAUGAAACAGCAGGGUUAUUACCUCACUCUAUCAUACAGUUUCUGUCUGAUCAUAACAACCCUUACUGAAUGACUUGGACCAGCCUGUUUGUAACCAGUUCAAGUUACUUCUCAUACUGUUUUAAUCUCUGUGCAUUUCUGACUUUAGCUCAAACAAUCAAUGCUGGUUCAACUAUUUCUUUCUCACUCAUUAAACCAUUGACCAACUGAUUUUAUUAAAAUGUGAAGAUUAUUUGUAAUGAUAAAUUUGUGUUUUGAUGGUCUUGGGACAUAUGAGGGGUGCUUGUAAAAAUGUCUUUCUAUGGCUUUAAGCUAGAUGAACUCAAAAUCAGACUUAAUCACUCUGGAGAAUCACUUGUAAAUAUGUAUUUGUCCAGAUAUGUUGACCACAUUGGGACAGACACACCCUCACAGAGUAGUGGGCUGUAUUACACACCCACAGCCUGCCACGUGAGGGCGCUAUAUGAUCUAUUUAUUAUGCUGGACUUGUUGACUGGCUGGAAGGAGCAGAAACCAGCCAAUGAAUAAACAGGAUGAGAUUCAAUAAAGAUUGAGAAGGGAGUAUGGGAGAAGACUGUCUUAAGUAUUUGGGUUUAUAACAUUAAAAAAACUCAAAGUU
Melanotaenia boesemani (Boeseman's rainbowfish) is the source of this 4681-nucleotide messenger RNA. RefSeq names its product ER degradation enhancer, mannosidase alpha-like 3 (gene edem3). Gene Ontology annotation, molecular function: mannosyl-oligosaccharide 1,2-alpha-mannosidase activity; calcium ion binding. NCBI's taxonomy places the organism in Eukaryota, Metazoa, Chordata, Actinopteri, Atheriniformes, Melanotaeniidae. The coding region runs from base 1109 to 3844 and encodes 911 amino acids. The record is from RefSeq and is a predicted model, not a curated record. Gene Ontology annotation, cellular component: endoplasmic reticulum; membrane. The transcript is spliced from 21 exons. Gene Ontology annotation, biological process: mannose trimming involved in glycoprotein ERAD pathway; carbohydrate metabolic process; endoplasmic reticulum mannose trimming.